This is a messenger RNA of Megalops cyprinoides (Indo-Pacific tarpon), 1229 nucleotides long. Its product is annotated as synaptotagmin-1-like. Gene Ontology annotation, molecular function: syntaxin binding; calcium ion binding; clathrin binding. The transcript is spliced from 8 exons. Bases 1 to 1227 code for a protein of 408 amino acids. Lineage: Eukaryota; Metazoa; Chordata; Actinopteri; Elopiformes; Megalopidae. The record is from RefSeq and is a predicted model, not a curated record. Gene Ontology annotation, biological process: regulation of calcium ion-dependent exocytosis; regulation of dopamine secretion; synaptic vesicle endocytosis. Gene Ontology annotation, cellular component: axon; synaptic vesicle membrane; dense core granule.
AUGUCUUCCAAAAGCCCAUUAACAAUAACUCACCCUAGCGCUAACACCACCGUAACCCCCACCACUGCUUUUAACAGCACCACCACCACCGCCUCGCCUGGGUUCCUGACCCAGCUGCUCAACAAGAUCCCUUUGCCGAGGUGGGCGGUUUACGCCAUCUUUGCCCUGGUUAUCCUGGUGUUUGUGGUCUGCCUGCUCUGCAUCUGCGUGAAAUGCUGCUGCAAGGGGAAGAAGAAGAGGAAGAAGAAGGUGGACCAGCAGAUCAACAUGAAAGGUGUAAAUGGCUCCACCACAACGGCGCUGGUCCAGCCAGAGAUAGAUGAUGUGGAAUAUGGGUCAGCAGACAAGCCCAGGGGAAGACUGCUGUACUCUCUGGAAUAUAACGCCCAGGACUCAGAGCUCACAGUGGGAAUAAAGGAGGCUACAGCCUUAAAAGCCAUGGAUCUGGGAGGAACAUCUGACCCCUAUGUAAAAGUCUACAGCCUCCCCAACAAGUCAAAGACAUAUGAGACCAAGGUGUUCAGGAAAACACUCCAGCCAGUCUUCAAUGAGUAUUUUAAAUUCCAGAUCCCUCAGUCAGAGCUCAGUGAUUCCACGCUGGUGAUGCAGGUGUACGACUUCAACAGAUUUUCCAAACAUGAGAUCAUUGGCGAGCUAAGAUUGCAGCUUGGCACCAUAGACUGGAAUCAUGUUAUUGAAGAGUGGAAAGAUCUGGGUGAAGCAUCCAAGUUUGAGCAGGAAAACCUUGGGGAGAUAUGCUUCUCUCUGCGUUAUGUUCCCACUGCCAGCAAAUUGACUGUGGUUAUCCUGGAAGCCAAGAACCUGAAGAAGAUGGAUUAUGGAGGGCUAUCAGAUCCGUAUGUGAAAGUGCAGCUGAUCCUGGACAAGAAAAAGUGGAAGAAAAAAAGGACGACAGUGAAGAAGAAAACACUGAAUCCUUACUUCAAUGAAUCAUUUAACUUUGAAGUGUCCUUUGAUCAGAUACAGAGGGUCCAGCUGGUGAUAUCUGUGUGGGACUACGACAAGGUAAGCAGGAAUGACGCCAUCGGGAAGAUCUUCCUGGGCUGCGAUGCCUCCGGGAACCAGCUGCGCCAUUGGGCGGACAUGCUGUCCAAUCCCCGCAGACCGGUGGCACAGUGGCACUCUCUCCUGUCGGCCGAACAGGUCGACUCCACCCUGGCACUUAAGCACACCCUCAAGAUCCCCUUCACCAACAAAACCUUCUGAGG